Messenger RNA from Habropoda laboriosa, 659 nucleotides. RefSeq lists its product as uncharacterized. The record is from RefSeq and is a predicted model, not a curated record. NCBI's taxonomy places the organism in Eukaryota, Metazoa, Arthropoda, Insecta, Hymenoptera, Apidae. The transcript is spliced from 3 exons. Bases 312 to 659 code for a protein of 115 amino acids.
UACGAGAGACCUUGUGAACGUCGCGAAAGGAAAAAGCAUCAACUGUGUCCUGAUAAUAAAUCGUUGAAUAACUGUUAGACAACAACUUCGUUAGUAAUUGUCAGUACAUGUUGCCGUGAGUCUAGUUACGUGCACUGAUUUCGCUACAGGUUGUUACAUAAAUGGUGGACUGAUGACCUUCACGUAGGUGACUUGAAUGCUGUUUCAUAAAAGGUGAACGUUUACCUUAAACGUGAAUUUGAUACAUCGAAGUGCCGGGGAGAAAUUUUGUUAAAAGUGUCAUUGGGAAGGUCCAUUGAAACAGUACUAAAAUGGGGCUCCAAGUAUAUCGUUUUUACGUGUGCUUGUUCUUGCUCAUCGCGAUAACUAGUUCCCGUCAGCGGACCUGUCAGGACAUAGUGUUUCCAGAGGAUUCUAAGCUCUUCCAGGCUACUAAAGGAAUAGUGAAGGAUGUGAGAGAAAAAAUCAAUGAAACUGGCAAAAGAGUGAACUCCAUUUUUCAGCCGUUCUGGAUUCAGAGUACAACCACCACGACUACUACGGAAGGGCCAAACACAGAGAAUAUAGACGCAUUUUACAGGAUGUUGAUAGACCUACCACGCAGAUGUCCUGCUAAUCAAACUUUCAUAAAGGGACACUGCCGCUCUUUAGUUUUUUGA